AUGCCUUCGUCGAACCAGCCCACAAACAUGACAACGACGAAUGCGACACAGCUGAAUGAGGGAAGCAGUACCAUCACAAACCAAAGGAACAACAAGGAAACAACGACAGUCCAACAUCAUCAUUCUUCUGGUAACACCAUGAUGGAGGUAGAUACAAGAGGUAAUACGGGAGGAUUGGGAAGUAGAAAGUUUUCAUCCACGGAAUCUUCAAAGCAGGAGGAAAGAGCAGUAGCAUCGGGUAGAGAGCCAGAGGCUCAUCAUCACCAACACAGGAAGACACAAGAAAGUGGAGAGGUAACCACGAAUGUUGAUAGAAGGAGUUCAACCUCUGCUCAUCCACAGCAUCAGCAACAACAACAAUCGUCUUUACGUGAUCAGCACCAAGGAGGAGUUGCACACGACCAUCAUCAGAACUCUCGCCGACACAGCAACCCUAACGGAAGGUAUUACAAGAGCCAAAAUCCUUCCUCAUCAUCAUCCUCGGCAAGCUACAAGCCUCAACAACCACAACAUCAUUCGAGCGUUAGCAGCAACAGCACUACGAAUAACCCUUUAACAUCAUCAUCAACAGUGUCGGCAUCCUCCUCCUCUCAUCAUCACCCUCCAGUUGCAUCUGCUACUUUGUCUGGCAGCACUACCAACGGACCAAAGCAACCUGUGGAGAGUUCAACUGCUUCAUCACGAAGUACUUCCAACAAUAUUAAUAAUACCAAUAAUAAUAAUAAUAUAAAGAUCAACACUAAUCAACAACAUGUUGUUGCUUCUACGUCUGCAACUCCGGCUUCAUCAUCAUCACGUGUGCAAAACAUUAAUACCACCAAACCUAACGGUGGUCAUAUUAAACCUCCAAACUCUAUUACAACAACACCAACAACCACUCCAUCGACACCAACAACUCCAAAUAUGUCUAUCCCAAGACCUCCAAAAUCAUCUCCUCGCUUUGGAAAUCCUCUAUCCGAUCGAUUUCAUCAUAUUGAAAAAGACAUUAGCAAAACAUUCCAAAAGCAAGAAAAGUUGGGUGAAGGAACAUAUGGUGAGGUUCAUAAAGGCAUUGAUAAACGUGACAAUAGCGUGGUGGCUAUUAAGAAGAUUAGAAUUGAUCCUCAAAGAGAAAAAGAGGGCUUUCCAAUCACUUCCAUUCGGGAAAUACGUGCUCUCAAGGAUUUGGAUCACGUCAACAUUGUUAAACUGUACGAUGUUACUUGGAAUCAGAAGGGAACAUUCUACUUGGUGUUUGAAUUCGUCGAACAUGAUCUUGCUGGACUGAAUGGAAAGGGUCACAGAUUUGACGAAGACGAAUUGCGAUGCAUCAUGUAUCAGCUUUUAUCUGCCCUCGAUUAUUGCCAUGCUCGGGAUGUCAUGCAUCGAGACUUGAAAGCAUCCAAUGUGCUCAUCAAGAAGGAUGGAACUUUAAAGCUUGCCGAUUUUGGGCUUUCGAGAGUUUUUCACAGAAACAAGCAACAAGAAUAUACCAAUCGAGUGGUCACUCGUUGGUAUAGGCCUCCUGAAUUACUGUUAGGAGCGACCGCCUAUGAUGCUUCUAUUGACAUGUGGUCAAACCAAAAAAGAGGGAGAAUUCUGGAUCGAUUUGCAAAUUUGAAAUGCUCACCAAAAGUAUUGGAUUUGUUGGACAAGUUAUUGACUCUCAAUCCUGCAAAAAGAAUUUCAGCAAGUGACAGCUUGAAUCAUGAUUGGUUUUGGGAACGAGGAAAGAAUCCCAAGAAUUGCAAACCAAAAGGUUUACCCUCUCGCUCAUACAAUGAACUUUCAACAAGAAAGAAGGAUGAUCAUCGACCAGAUGCUCCCUCACAUCAUUUAAUUCCUUCCACUGUGCAUCCACUUUCUGGUGUUCCUGCAUCGCAUCAUCAUCACCACCAUCACUCCCAUGGAGCAUCUACUAAGGUGGCAUCGGCAGCAGUGGCAUCUUCCUCUUCAUCCUCAUCAUCGGCUGGACAUCAUUAUCAACCACCACCUCCACCUCCUCCUCCACCACCUCCAUUCUCCUCAUCAUCUUCUUCGUCACACCAUUACCAUUCGAGUGGUAGUAGACAUUCUUACCAUCCUUCUUCGUCACAGCAACAACAACCACAUUAUCACCAUCAUCGUUCGCAUUAUUCUUCGUCACAUAAUGAUGGACGAUCAGGCAGUAGCAGCGGUGGUGGUGGAUAUCAUCAUGGUGGUAGCAGUAGUAGUAGUGGACAACAGCACUACCAUCCACAGCAAGGUGAUGGCCAUCAUUCCUCUCACUCGGGACGUUAUUCUGAGAGUGGUAAUAACCCCAGAUCAAUAACGACACACCACGAUGCUCCUUCAAGAAGUAGUUGUCUGGUUCCACCCUCCAAGAAAGUCAAGUAUUAA
Messenger RNA from Naegleria fowleri, 2358 nucleotides. RefSeq lists its product as uncharacterized. Gene Ontology annotation, cellular component: cyclin-dependent protein kinase holoenzyme complex; nucleus. Gene Ontology annotation, molecular function: RNA polymerase II CTD heptapeptide repeat kinase activity; cyclin-dependent protein serine/threonine kinase activity; ATP binding. The transcript is spliced from 4 exons. Bases 1 to 2358 code for a protein of 785 amino acids. The record is from RefSeq and is a predicted model, not a curated record. Gene Ontology annotation, biological process: positive regulation of transcription elongation by RNA polymerase II; protein phosphorylation. NCBI's taxonomy places the organism in Eukaryota, Heterolobosea, Eutetramitea, Acrasida, Naegleriidae.